Cadophora gregata is the source of this 2094-nucleotide messenger RNA. RefSeq lists its product as uncharacterized. The transcript has 2 exons. Gene Ontology annotation, molecular function: lipid carrier activity; ATP binding; ATP hydrolysis activity. The coding region runs from base 1 to 2094 and encodes 697 amino acids. NCBI's taxonomy places the organism in Eukaryota, Fungi, Ascomycota, Leotiomycetes, Helotiales, Ploettnerulaceae. Gene Ontology annotation, cellular component: membrane; intracellular membrane-bounded organelle. The record is from RefSeq and is a predicted model, not a curated record. Gene Ontology annotation, biological process: transmembrane transport; lipid transport.
AUGAUUGCUGGCAUUACAAACAGUUCACAGAAUGGGUUCUUCAAUUUCGGCCUCUACGCACCGACUCCCCAAGACGCCACGAUAUUUUAUAACAGUUUCCAAGGAGCUAAUCAAAUGGGAAUCCAAAUGGUAGGGUUCAGCUUGCUCACGAAUCGAAUCAGCAACGCUACACUCGCCAACGGAGCAGCGAGAAUAUCGACCGCGAGCAUCCGCGUCAUGAAACAUGCUAGAAACAAAGUGAACUCCUAUUCGAUGCCCAUCGCGAUCUUGCUCUCGCUGGCAUUCAUCGCUGCCGCAAGCGUCGCUGUGAUCUACCCUUCGUUCGAACGGAAUAAUCGAGUUCGUGCUCUGCACUAUUCGAAUGGAGUUUCUCCUUUCGCACUAUGGGCUGGAUAUCUACUCUUCGACAUGCAAUUCAUCCUAUUUCAGUCACUGUUUGUGUGGGGACUACUAUUCGCCCAACAGAGUCUUCAGCGACUAGGGUAUGCUCCGGAGUACCUCCUAGGCACGUUCAUUCUUUUCGGACUGGCAACAUACCUUGGCACAUAUGUUAUUUCGCUCUUCACCAAGAAGGCUGCCUUUGCAAUCGCGGCUGGAAUACAUGUUCUUUUGACCAUACUCUACUUCGUCGCCUAUGUCAUGAAUUCCUCCUUCGGUAAUGAAAGUCUUCUGUUCGACACAUACAACUCGCUCCAAUUUGGCCUAGGGCUGUCAUCGCCAGGCGCAAAUUUGGUGCGAGCUUUGUUUCUGUCAAGCAACAGCUUCGAGAUUCUUUGUGGCAAGUAUGCAGACAAUGAUGUCUCAUCUCCCUUCAGCUACGACAGAUACGGGUCGGUGUACGCCAACUUGAUCAUCCAGAUCUUGUUUCUCAUUGCCUUUCUGGUUAUCUACGAAUAUGGUAGUGCCGAUUGGGUUCGUCGCAACAUCACCCAUCGAGGAGUGCCUUCCCGUCUGCACUACAUUGUAGAGUCAGGAGAAACUGCACCGUCCAAUGUCCCAGCGCAAACUGAGAAGAAUGCAACAGCUGUCGUCAAUUCGCCUCAAAUCCUGACAGUUUCUCGCGUAAGCAAAUAUUUCGGCAAAACAUUCGCAGUCGAGAACGUCUCAUUCGACAUAUCUGCCAACCAAACACUUGCUCUACUAGGUGGUAACGGUGCAGGCAAAACCACCGUGAUCAACAUGAUCCGUGGAGAGUUGAAGCCAAAUUUCGGAGACAUCUAUUUGGAUGGCGUAUCGGUUGCUCGUCAGCCACAGAAAGCUAGACUCCACAUCGGUGUCUGUCCUCAAGACGACGCUAUUGACAACUUGACUGUCCGACAGACUCUCCGUUUCUACGCAACUGUCAAGGGACUGAAGAACAUCGAAGGCAACGUUGACAGAAUCCUUGCGGCACUCAAUAUCACCAUGUAUGAGGAUCUCAGAGUUGUAGCUCUUAGUGGCGGUACUCGCCGCAAACUGUCUGUUGCUAUUGCUCUUCUAGGCAACCCUCGUGUUCUCCUCCUCGACGAACCCUCCACCGGCCAAGACGCCGGCGCAAAACGAAUCCUCUGGAAAGCACUCCAAUCGAUCUCCGCGAAUCGCGCCAUCCUCCUCACAACCCACAGCAUGGAAGAAGCCGAAGCACUUGCUACAAACGUCGCUAUUAUGGGCACCAAGAUGCUCGCAACAGGCAUCCUGGCUUCACUCCAAGAAAGCCACGGCGGUGCGUAUAGCGUGCGAGCCGUUCGGGUGCCCGAAUUGAGUGCUGCUGAGGUGGAAAGGAUCGUGAAGGAGAGGUUUGAGGGUAUGGUGAAGAGGUAUACGGAUGCGCAUGGACAGAUAGGCUGGCAGCUGCCGCAUGAUAAGAGGGCUUUGGGGAGUAUUAUGAGGGUGAUGGAAGAGCUGAUGGGAGACGCUGUCGUGGAGGAUGAGGAGGAGGAGCAGCAGGGUGGAAGUUCAGGUGCUGGGGGUGCUACUGGUGCUGCUGCAGGAGGCAGUUCUGUGGCAAGAGUGACGAGCAGGAAGGUGAUCCAGGCGUAUACUAUUGCUGGUCCUACUCUGGAGGAGGUUUUCAUGAGUGUUGCAAGAGAAGCUGGACAGGCUGGUGGGGUGUAA